This is a messenger RNA of Solanum lycopersicum (tomato), 404 nucleotides long. Its product is annotated as acyl carrier protein. NCBI's taxonomy places the organism in Eukaryota, Viridiplantae, Streptophyta, Magnoliopsida, Solanales, Solanaceae. The record is from RefSeq and is marked provisional. Gene Ontology annotation, biological process: fatty acid biosynthetic process. Gene Ontology annotation, molecular function: acyl carrier activity.
AUGGCUAGUCUUUCAGCUACUUGUCUCAGAUUUGGCUGUUCUGUCAACACAUCUCAGAUAAACGGAGGCACUGUGAAGUUGGUUUCAGUGGGUUGGGGAAGGAGUAGUGCUGGUUUCCCUUCUCUAAGAACAUCCCGCCUUCGUGUUGCAGCUGCAAAGGCAGAGACAAUUGAUAAGGUAAUAAGCAUAGUGAGAAAACAACUAGCUUUACCAGCAGACACUAAGGUCAGCCCUGAAAGUACUUUCACUAAGGACCUCGGAGCCGACUCUCUGGACACUGUAGAAAUUGUGAUGGCCCUAGAAGAAGAGUUUGGGAUUGCAGUAGAAGAAGAGAACUCUGAGAAUAUUGUAACAGUUCAAGAUGCUGCUGACUUGAUUGAAAAACUUGUUGAGAAGAAGUAGAC